Molecule: messenger RNA, 1224 nt
Organism: Hevea brasiliensis (rubber tree)
Lineage: Eukaryota; Viridiplantae; Streptophyta; Magnoliopsida; Malpighiales; Euphorbiaceae
Product: vegetative cell wall protein gp1
Exons: 1
Coding region: 374-859 (161 amino acids)
Source: RefSeq, a predicted model, not a curated record
UAUCACAAGAACUCUCUAAUAUCUUCACAAGGUUUCAUAUCCUGGUUUGUCGUUUUAGUUGUUGUGGGCUCGUGUGUGAGAUAUUUGAAGAAGGUUCCAGGAAGGGCAAUAGAUUAAUUAUCAAUAAAUUUGGUUACCCAGGCUAUGGAUGUGUGAGUGAACUAUAAAUAUAUAGUUUUUCUCGUACAGUGUUUAAUAAUUUCAAGAAUCUCUUAACAUUUCAUUAUUGAUUUCUUGAUUAAUCGCCUUUCUUAAUUUUCUCAUCUCUCCUCUCCUUUUUUAUAUUGCCUUCUCUUCUUGUUCUAUUCGCUCCUCAGAACUCUCAAAGGCUACCUAGCUUUCUACUUCUUUUUCUCUCAAAGUUGGUGUAAAGAUGCAGAUGGAUUCUUGCAUGCUUAAAGUUUUAUUGAUCUUGGGUCUCUUGGCCGCUUCUUGCACGGCACAGGCACCAGGAGCUUCACCAACUCCAGCACCAAAAGCAGCACCAACUCCUGCCCCAAAAGCAGCACCAACUCCUGCACCAAAUCCGGCACCAAAAGCAGCACCAACUCCAUCGCCAACGGCUACGCCAACUCCAUCACCAACACCCACUGCAACACCAACACCAUCUCCUUCUCCAUCAUCUACUGCUCCUACCCCAUCUCCAACAAAAGUUCCAUCUCCUUCACCACUUUCUCCUCCAUCUCCGUCUCCAACUUCCCCUACCCCCUCCCCCCCUGCACCAUCAGCCCCUUCGCCUAAUUCAUCGAUGACUCCUGCUCCUCCACCUCCUGGAAACUUCGCUGCUGCCAAGGUUGAUAGAGUUAUCCUCGCUGGAACUGUACUUGCAGGAACUUUCUUGGCCUUUACUUUGGCCUAGGAAGUGGUUUGAAGUUGCAUCAUCAUCUUAAAUUAGAUUCAUGGAGCUGGGUCGAUGAGAUCUGUUAUUUCUGUUAUUUGUUGGUUGACUGUCAGUGGUUUCUUUCUUUCUUCUGAUACUUAUUGUUUCUUCUUCUUCUUCUUCUUCUUCUUCUUCUUCUUCUUCCUCUCCUUGUGAUUGUUCAUUAUUUGUAUAUUGAAUUUUGGACGGUGAUUAUUUGGUGAGCUGCUGUGCUUUGCACAUGAAUGGUCUGAUGAUGGGCAUGAGGAGAAUAUGGUAAUUUAAACUCCUAAUUAAUAAUUGAUGUGUCUGUAUAAAUUAAUGGUGAAAAUUCAUAAUUCAUUGGCAUAUGGUUUCCCUGUGAA